AUGGAGAACCAGCCCACUCUGGAAGCGCAGGAGAUGGACCCAAACUCAAUGGAAGAAGUGCUGCUCUGCAGAAAGAAAGACGGCGCUGUGCUUCCGCUCCACGGCGGCGGGGGGGAAGUCGGGCUGAGCCGCUUUUUUUACAGCAACAAGCGGUUUGACUCUGCAAUGAUGGCAUUCUUGGAAUGCGUUAAAGAGCUGGCUGACUUGCUUGCCGCGGCUGCGGAGGACCGGAGCAAAGAUAGAGCCAUCUGCCGCUUGUUUCCUUUCCCCGAACUUCCUUAUGAAAUCGAGGGCGACCGAGUGGGGGGAUUCAGCAUACGUUUACAGCUAAAUCAGGACGAAAGGUGGACAAAAGCCCUGAAGCUGCUCCUCAUUGACAUGAAAUGGCUUCUAGAAUACAUCGAGCGCAUUUGCUUGGUGACCGGCGCGGCACCAUAA
Messenger RNA from Eimeria maxima, 438 nucleotides. Its product is annotated as beclin 1, putative. The transcript is spliced from 5 exons. Gene Ontology annotation, biological process: cellular response to nitrogen starvation; autophagy; autophagosome assembly. Gene Ontology annotation, cellular component: phagophore assembly site; phosphatidylinositol 3-kinase complex, class III, type II; phosphatidylinositol 3-kinase complex, class III, type I. The coding region runs from base 1 to 438 and encodes 145 amino acids. The record is from RefSeq and is a predicted model, not a curated record. Lineage: Eukaryota; Apicomplexa; Conoidasida; Eucoccidiorida; Eimeriidae.